Symphalangus syndactylus (siamang) is the source of this 404-nucleotide messenger RNA. RefSeq names its product defensin beta 123 (gene DEFB123). Gene Ontology annotation, cellular component: extracellular region. Gene Ontology annotation, biological process: innate immune response. NCBI's taxonomy places the organism in Eukaryota, Metazoa, Chordata, Mammalia, Primates, Hylobatidae. The record is from RefSeq and is a predicted model, not a curated record.
UGAGGGCUGUACCCGUGGGCAGCUGAGGGAGUGCGAGCCACAGGCCGGGCACUCUCCCUCUCCCAUUAGCUCAGCCGUGGCAUCGGACUUGCAGCUUCACUUUGGGCUGCCUUAGCCAUGAAGCUCCUUUUGCUGACUUUGACUGUGCUGCUGCUCUUAUCCCAGCUGACUCCAGGUGGCACCCAAAGAUGCUGGAAUCUUUAUGGCAAAUGCCGUCACAGAUGCUCCAAGAAGGAAAGAGUCUAUGUUUACUGCAUAAAUAGUAAAAUGUGCUGCGUGAAGCCCAAGUACCAGCCAAAAGAAAGGUGGUGGUCAUUUUAAGUGCUUUGAAGCCUGAAGCCAUGAAAAUGCAGAUGAAGCUCCCAGUGGAUUCCCACACUCUAUCAAUAAACACCUCUGGCUGA